Messenger RNA from Phycodurus eques (leafy seadragon), 9385 nucleotides. RefSeq names its product zinc finger and BTB domain-containing protein 39. The record is from RefSeq and is a predicted model, not a curated record. NCBI's taxonomy places the organism in Eukaryota, Metazoa, Chordata, Actinopteri, Syngnathiformes, Syngnathidae. Gene Ontology annotation, biological process: regulation of transcription by RNA polymerase II. Gene Ontology annotation, molecular function: DNA-binding transcription factor activity, RNA polymerase II-specific; protein binding; RNA polymerase II cis-regulatory region sequence-specific DNA binding. Gene Ontology annotation, cellular component: nucleus. Bases 118 to 2352 code for a protein of 744 amino acids. The transcript has 4 exons.
GUUGCCGACGUCACGGCCUUUUGAGUCUCUCGUAAACAGAACAUCGGACCGUCGGGAGCAAUUUCGUCGUCGCCACGGACACAAUGGCGAAGGUUGGUGCAUAGCCCAGCAGCAAGGAUGAGGAUCCGGCUCCAGGGUCCCGGCCACGCUGGCAGCCUCCUCGCCGAGCUGGACCGCUGCCGCCGGUUCGGCCGCUACUGCGACGUCUUCGUGCAAGUGGGCAAGCGCACGUUUGCGGCGCACCGCGCCGUACUGGCUUGCGCCGGCGCUUACUUUCGCAACCUGUUCAGCCGGGCUCAGUCAACGCCCACCGACGUCUUCUCGCUGGAGUUUAUUUCCCCGGCCAGCUUUGAAAAGGUGCUGAACUUCAUGUACACCGGGGAGAUCUUGACAGAUCUCAUAGAUGUCGGGGUUCUUUACGAGCUGGCCGAGAGGCUGGGCGUGAGCGAGCUGGUGAGGGCGUGUCACGCCACCUUCCCGGACCUGCGGGGAUCCGUGUCUGCAAACGCCGUGGCGGGCGGCCUCGGAGACCCCCCGGCCGGCUCCGCCGUCUGCUCCUUCGCUGCGUCCCACUUUUCGCCGUCGCUGUCGGCCGCCCCGACUCCCGCCGGCGCCCCCUCGCCUCGUGUCCAGGCCGGCGCGGUGACGGCGGACCGACGGUCUCCUGCUGGGAACGCAUCUAUGGACUUAAAGAUAGAAGAUUUCCAGUCUCGUCUAGGCUACGGGCAAAUGGUGGCGCAGAGCCCAGGUCGCUGCCUUUUAAGCGGUGAGGUGCCUGAGCUCCAGCUGAAAGCAGAGCAGACACCGGAGGAGGCGGUUCGAGGCGGGUCGACAGUUUCUGAGAUGACGAGCGACUCGGAGCCGUCCGCUUCCUGCUCCUUCCCCGAUUGUCUCGUUCGUCUCGGAGCGGCGACUUCCUCCCCUUCGGCGGAAGCGUUGACGGUUCCGCGGGCCAACGAGGAGCGGCGAGCUCUGGCGGACGACGGCGCCAUCGAACAGUCGGAGGAGGAGCGGUGGGGGCGACCGGCAGGAGAGGUCAUCGAACUGAGCGACGACGACCACUUCAUGGAGGAGGACGAAGACGACCUCGUCUGUGUGGAAAACGGCGACGGAAGCAAGUCAAGCAACCAGGUUCCGGGCGACGUGCUGGCGUGCCGAGCCUGCGCGGCUCCUCUGCUCGCCGACUCGGCCGCCCUGAGUCCGCAGGCCGAGAGCCGCGUGAGCGAGCCGGGCCGGUGCGGGCUGUGCGGCGCCCCCUUCCCGGACCACACGGCCGCCGUUUCCCACUCGCUGGCCCGCAUGGGCGUGCGGCUUUUCUCCUGCGACAUGUGCCACCUGGACUUCUGCAGCCCGAAGAAGCUGCUGCGCCACCAGCGUUACAGCGGCUCAGCGUUCGCCUUGCCGCAGCCCGGCCGAGGCUCCGAGUUGCAGUGUGCCGUGUGCACAAAAGGCCUCAGCAAAGACUUCCAGACGGUGAGAGCGCACGCCCUGAGCCACGUGUGCGCCCAAAGCCUGAGCUGCGGCGUUUGUCACGUCCCCCAGCUCUCCCUGUGCUCCCUGCUGUGGCACGCCUUCGCCCACCUCUCGCUGCCCGUCUUCACCUGCCCGCACUGCGCCCGCUGCUUCGUGGAGCGCCCCCUGCUGGACGCGCACGUGGCCGCGCACGCCGAGGAGCGAGAGGACAUCCGAGCGGUUACGGUCGGGGGGGAAAGUUUUUCGGGAAUUGAGGAGCCGGGUCGCUUCACCUCCUCCGCCUUCCUGCGCCGGCGCACCUCCGAGUCCUCGGGGGGCGGCGGAGGAGGAGGGCCCGGGGGUCUCGGCCGGUUAGACAAGCGCAAGGCCGAGCGGCCUCUGGCGCGUCGGCCCCCGUCUCCUUCGUCCCCGCGCGAGCUCGGAGGUCUCGUGGAGACGAGCGGCCCCGGGAGCGAAACGGGUCCAGACUUACCGGAGAAGUAUUUCCACGCUUUGUGUUCCGGGGCCCUGACCGACGGGAGCGCGGGACAGGACGCGGCCCGCAGGAAAUGGUACCGCUGUCGCUACUGCGGGAAGCGCUUUGCGCACUCGGGGGAGUUCACGUACCACCUGCGCAUCCACACGGGGGAGAAGCCCUACCAGUGCAAGGUGUGUCUGCGCUUCUUCCGAGGCCGCUCCACCAUCAUCUGCCACCUCAAGACGCACGCCGGCGCGCUCAUGUACCGCUGCACCCUGUGCGGCCUCUACUUCUCCACGCUGAAGAUGAUGUCGUCCCACGUGGAGCUCCACAAGGAUCGGCUGCCGCCCGACUUCAACAUCGAGCACACCUUCAUGUACAACGACCGCUCCAAAGAAGCGCCGCCUCCCGCGGACGCCUGAGCGGCUUCUCCGACGCAAACCCCCCCCGCACGCAGAACGGGGCUUAGAAAAGAUUGGGUAUAACGAGCCACGCGAUACUAAAUUGUGGCCAGCGAGUAGCAACAAAUAUGGCUCCUCAUUGGGUUUGCCUGCAAAAAAUGCUCAUUGAUGGCCACAAAAAUACUUACCUGUGGCCAUGGAUUAGGUAUAACAUGCUUUCAAAAUACUGUUUUUGUGGCUACAGUACAUAGAAGGGGUGUAAAAUGCAAACCUUUGGCCACAAAUGAAAGAAUCCGCUUUAACACGCCCUCGAAAUACUAGUUUGCUGCCACAAUAUUGAUAUAGGCUACACAAAAUGCUCAUUUAUGGCCACAAGUUAGAUUUAUAUCUUGUGCUUGAAGUACUAUUUUGGGGCCACCAUAGAGAUAUAAUGCGCGCAUAAUAUGUGGCUACUAAUUAUGUAUAAUGUGUGCUCAAAAUGAUCAUUAAUGCUUUCAAAAAUACUUCUGUGUGGCCAAGAAUUAGGUGUAACGUGCUCAAAAACCUUUUUUGUGGCUGCGAAAUGUUAAUUUGUACAGUGGGUACGGAAAGUAUUCAGACCCCCUUCAAUCUUUCACUCUUUGUCAUUGCAGCCAUGUGCUAAAAUCAUUUCAUCAUUCAUCAAUGAUUUUUUUCCUCAAUGUACACACAGGACUCCAUAUUGACAGAAAAAACCAAUGAUUUUGCUCUUUGCUCAGUAUUUAGUCGAAGCCCCCUUUUGAGCUAAUACAGCCAUGAUGUCACGAGUUUGUCACACCUGGAUUUGGGGAUCCUCUGUCAUUCCUCCUUGCAGAUCCUCUCCAGUUCUGGCAGGUUGGAUGGUGAACGUUGGUGGGCAGCCAUUUUCAGGUCUCUCCAGAGAUGCUCAAUCGGGUUUAAGUCAGGGCUCUGUUCUGAAGCCACUCCCUCGGUAUUUUAGCUGUGUGCCUCGGCUCAUUGUUGGAAGGUGAACCUUCGGCCCAGUUUGAGGUUGUGAGCACUGUGGAGAAGGUUUUCGUCCAGGAUAUCCCCGUACGUGGCCGCAUUCAUCUUUCCUUCAAUUGAAACCGGCCGUCCUGUCCCUGCAGCUGAAAAAUAUGGGGUGCUGUGUGCACAUUGAGGAAAAACAUGAAUUUGAAUGAUUUGAGCAAAUGACUGCAAUGUAACAAAGAGUGAAAACUUUGAGGGGGUCUGAAAACUUUCUGUACCCACUGUACAAGGUGUAACGUGUGCUCGACAUACUAAUUUGUGACCAAGAAAUCCACUACUCAGAAAAAGUUUGAGAUAUUGGGCGUUUGGGUGAAAUUUCAAGAUGAUCUUUUCUAAACUUCUGAAAGUACAUGUCCAACUGUUGAAUGUUUCAAUACUUUUUGUACAAGAGCAGCUGAACGGCAAAAUUGUUAUGGCGUAUGAAUGGGACGAAUACAUUUCCCGGGUGGUCUUAAUCACGCUGUUGACAUUUGGACGGACAUCUCCAGAUGGAACAAUUGAUCGACGCAAUGUCAACAUUGCCGGGCUUCAAUGGAUGCUUUCACGCUGUCAUCGGCAGGUUGCAGCAGAGACUGGAAGGGUCACGCAUAAAAGUGGAUCUCCUCGGGAAUAUUCAAGGACUGAAAACAUGUCAUCUGUUUUGCUCUUGACAGCCUCCACAAAUGAUUUUGCGCACGUGACUCAGCAGUCGGGUUUGAUGAAUGAACGUAGGCAAUCAUUCAUCAUUCCCGACUCCCAAAUUUCGUGGACAUUUUAGGGAACUAUGUAGGAGGUCCACAAGUUCAACUGGCCAAUCCGUCCAGAUUUAGCAUUUAGACAAGACUUUAAUCUUAGGCAAAUCUUGUCACGUUACUAAUGUUAUACACCUAUGGCCACAAAAUAGGCAUAACGUGCGUACGAAAUAGCAAAUAUUUGUGGGGUUGAUGUCAUUCCUGCAAACAAGUUGGACAUGUGGGCAAGCAAAUGGAGCGCACCUUCAUCACAAACGUUGAGCGUGCUCCUCAGCAACCUGCCUCAAGAUGAAAACGCUUCCUUUGCAAUGGCCGCCUGUUCACAAUGUCUUUGUAGCUCCUCGUCUAAUCGGAAAUAAAUUGAAUCUCGCCAUCCCUGUCCAUUACGUAGCUUUAGCCACGCGCACUCCAUUUGCUUACCAAACUGUGCAGGAUGGAGCCGCAAUACUUGGUGGCCACAAUUUAGUGUUAAGUGAGACCCUUAUAUUUUAUAUAUAUAUAUAUAUAUAUAUAUGCGCAAUAUUUUUUGGGUAUAAUCGCGCUCAUGCUCAAAGUAAAGAGGUCAGUUAACAAAUAUAUUGUGGUGACGAAAUACUAAUUUGUGGCCACCUAGUUCAAAUUGUUGUCACAUGUUAAUUUGUGGUCACGAUUUAUAUUUUUUAUAUUGUGUGUGGGGGGAAGAAAAUACUGAUUUAUGGGUUGAAUAACUUCGAGGACUGGGUAAGGAAAUGGAGCGCACCUUCUGGAGAAACCGCAAUACGAGAGCUCCUCUACUUUGUCGCUCUAGAGGAAUGAUAUUGUUUUUCAUUUAUAUGUUUUGUGUGUGUGUUAUACCUAGUACAUGGCCACAAAUUUGCAUGUUUUGUUUACAUUUUGCGCACAUUAUAUAUUUUCCUCCCCCACCACAAUUCGUCAAAUGGAAAAGACAAAACUGUCAAAGCAGAAUGCCGCCCGAUGCAUAUCAUAUAGGGGCGGCUGUGGUGAGCUCAGUAGGGUUAGUUAAAGCGGGUCACUGGUUCAAAUCCCGACUCCGCAUGUCAAAGUGUACUUGGGAAAGACACUGUACAGUGGGUACGGAAAGUUUUCAGACCCCCUUAAAAUUUUCAGUCUUUGUUAUAUUGCAGCCAUUUGUUAAAAUCAUUUAAGUUCAUUUUUUGUCCUCAUUAAUGUACACACAGCACCCCAUAUUGAGAGAACAAAAAACGGAAUUGUUGACAUUUUUGCUGAUUUAUUCAAAAAGAAAAACUGAAAUAUCACACAGCCGUAAGUAUUCAGAACCUUUGCUAUGACACUCGUAUAGUUACGAACUCGGGUGCUGUCCAUUUCUUCUGAUCAUCCUUGAGCUGGUUCUACACCAGAGGUGGGCAAACCUUUUGGCUCAGGGGCAACAUUGACUUUAAAAAUGUGUCAGGCAGGCCAAGCCAGGACCAGAUGCUUACAUAAAAAAAUAAAAUAAAAAAAAAGGCAUUGUCGUGUUAAUACUUAAGAUUUACUUUUAAUGGGAACAGGGUUGUUUUGUUGAUCACCUUUUUUUUGCCAGUGCAUCAAAGUCUGGUAUUAGUUUUAUUGUGGCAAUUCUCAGAACGCAUUUGAGGUUUCAUCACUCAGCUGGGGUCUGUAGGAUGUUUUGUUGGUGUUCCUCACACUAAAAGUCUGUUGACGCACACAUGUAGCGCCAAACACCACCGGGAUCCUCUGUGCCAUCUUCCGGAUUUUUGGAAAUGGGUCUGCGCUUCACGAAGCUUAAAACUCAUCCGGUUUGAGGGUUGAACUUCUCUUUGAAGACAGUGUCACAUUGGAGAUCAAUCAGUUCCAUCUGCAGCUCCCGUGGUGCUGUUUCAGGGUCUUGCGUGACUGAAUCUGGGAUGGCAGUUUGUCAGAUAAAGCUGUUUUGCUGAGCCGGCAAGCUCGAUUUCAACCGCUGAACCAUCAGUUCCUGCGUUGAUUGGCUGUUAGCAUAAUCAGCACGCUUGGGAGAAAGGUGACGGCUGAUGUUAUAUUCCUCUAAAAAAAAUUCUUAACAAAUUAGACAUACAGCCUUUGACCAGACUUCAGUUCAAAAUUAUUUAGUAGUCUAUUCUAUAUUAAACACUCGGUACUCACUGUCGACUUUUCUUUUCUUUGGCUCACACGUGGUUGAAGAAGGGUUCAGAGCAGUAGCAGAGUAAAAACAGAUCAGCCAAAGUCAAGUCAAUGUAUCACUGUACCUACUGCGCCACCUGGUGGAACCACUGGGCAUUUCAGGACAACCUGGUGGAACCACUUAGCAUUACACGACAAUGUCAAAUGAAUGCAGUCAUGAUUUUGAUAUGAUUUGGGCGAUUCUGUACCAAUCUUUGGUGGGCCAGAUUGAAAUGAUCAACGGGCCGGCUUUGGCCCGGGGCCAGGAGUUUGCCCACCCCUGUUCUACACCUUCAUUGGAGUCCAGCUGUGUUUGAUUAUACUGAUUGGAUUUGAGUAGGAAAGCCACACACCUGUCUAUAUAAGACCUUACAGCUCACAGUGCAUAUCAGAGCAAAAGAGAAUCAUGAGGUCAAAGGAACUGCCCGAAGAGCUCAGAGACAGAAUUGUGGCAAGGCACCGAUCUGGCCAAGGUUACAAAACGAUUUCUGUUGCACUUAAGGUUCCUAAGAGCAGAGUGGCCUCCAUAAUCCUUAAAUGGAAGACAUUUGGGAAUACCAGAAACCUUCCUAGAGGUGGCCGUCCGGCCAAACAGAGCAAUCGGGGUAGAAGAGCCUUAGGUGAGAGAGGUCAAGAAGAACCCAAAGAUCACUGUGGCUGAGCUCCGGAGAUGCAGUCGGGAGACGGGAGAAAGUUCUAGAAAGUCAUCCUUCACUGCAGCCCUCCACCAGUCGGGGCUUUAUGGCAGAGUGGCCCGACGGAAGCCUCUCCUCAGUGCAAGACACAUGAAAGCCCUCAUGGAGUUUGCUAGAAAACACCUGAAGGACUCCCAGAUGGUGAGAAAUAAGAUUCUCUGGUGUGAUGAGACCAAGGUAGAACUUUCUGGCCUUAAUUCUAAGUGCCGUGUGUGGAGAAACCCAGGCACUGCUCAUCACCUGUCCAAUGCAGUCCGAACAGUGAAGUGUGGUGGCGGCAGCAUCAUGCUGUGGAGGUGUUUUUCAGCUGCGGGGACAGGACGACCGGUUGCAAUGGAAGGAAAGACGAAUGCGGCCAAGUACAGGGAUCUCCUGGACCAAAAGUGCUCGGAGCAUCAGACUGGGCCGAAGGUUCAAGCACACAGCUAAAAUACCGAAGGAGUGGCUUCAGAACAACUCCGUGACUGUUCUCGAAUGGCCCAGCCAGAGCCCUGACUUAAACCCAAUUGAGCAUCUCUGGAAAUGGCUGCCCACCAACGUUCACCAUCCAACCUGACAGAACUGGAGAGGAAUUGCAAGGAGGAAUGGCAAAGAUCCCCAAAUCCAGGUGUGAAAAACGUGUUGCAUCAUUCCCAAAAAGACUCAUGGCUGUGUUAGCUCAAAAGGGGGCUUCGACUAAAUACUCAGCAAAGGGUCGGAAUACUUACGGCUGUGUGAUAUUUCAGUUUUUCUUUCUUCAUAAAUCUGUCAAAAUGUCAACAAUCCCAUUUUUUUUCUGUCAAAUGAAUGGAAAAAAUGAACUUCAAUUAUUUUAGCAAAUGGCUGCAAUAUAGAAAAAAAAAAAGAGUGAACAAUUGAAGGGGGUCUGAAUACUUUCUGUACCCACAAUAUGAAUGUGUGUGAGAGGGUGAAUGCGUGGCUUUGUGAAGCGGUUCGGGCACUGUGAUGGUGUUGAUAAAGCCCUAUAGAAUUUACAGUUGACCGUCUACGCACCAGUCAGGAUAAACGUCCCCAGAUUAUGAAGGCAUGCGUCCCAAAGGAGGCUUGCAAAACGGGGGGGAAUGAGAACGUUUUCACAGGAAUUGUGGGGAAUUCAUGGAAAGGUAUCACAUUCAAGCACAUCUACACAGAUUUAGUUUUGUCAUAAGCAGACAAUUCAAAAUGGAGGGCUCUCCAUAUCCACAUGCGAGGCCAUUAAAAGUGCCUAUUUUUUGAAUUUGAUUUUUUUUUAAGUUGGGCCACUCCAAAGUCGAGGUAUUACGAGCACGGAAUGUUCUUGUUUUCGUCAGGAUUUCGUUAUUUACAUUUGCUUCUACAAGCCAGCCUUCAGUGUUGUAUAUUGCUGCUUUAGUUCGGUGUUGAACUUUUGUCCAACGAGUUCCCGGAAUUUUGCAACCCUCCUCCGAAGAAUGAAAAACGCUCUCUGAAUGUGUCAUGUUGGCUUUGUAAUUAGUCUUACCUCAUAUUUAUGAUACUGUGACUUUGUACGCCUUUAUACAUUGUCUUUUCUCUUUGUAAAUUCCUUUUUAUUGACAAGAAUACAACAGAUGCACCAAGGACGUUGCGUCGACCACUCACCGUUGUACGGUCAACUCUUCCUCUCUCUAUCGGUUCAACUGUCAAGUGUGACAAAUUCCACAUGGAAGUGACAUAAAAAAAUAACCUGCAAAAUCCUUGGUAGAAGAACACUUAUUUUUUGGAGGCCUAAAAAGUGAAGAAAACCGCUCUGGUUUCCCAGCGUGUGUGGAGUUUUUAUUUAGUUUUUUUAAGCUCAAGUCGAGAAGCGGCAAAGUCACCCAAAUUUACGGAUUACAUAAGAAUAAAAAACGUUACAGGAUGGACAGGAGAGCUGGAGCGUCCGUGUACUUUGCGGCCAUUGAUUUUUCCUUCUGAUGAAGGAAAAGAAAAAAAUGGGAAACGACUAUUUUCAUUUCUUGUUUUGAUGUACGUAAACAAAACACGGCAAUGGUAGUCAUCACCCGUUUCUUGUUUGGAAAUUGAAACGCGAAAAGGAGCCUUUCAAUUCUAUUCUAUUGUUUGUUAGAUGUGGCGGAGUCAUGCCAGCCAAUCGCACGCAUGUCACACUUACGGCAAAUGUUGUGUUCAAUUAACCAUAGCGUCAGUGUUGGGAAGAUGACUUUGGAAAGUUAUCGUUUUGAAAUUGUCAUAAGAGUAGAAGUGUAACGAUUUCAAACACUUUCUCAAAGUAAUUUAAGUACAUUUUGAUUACUUUUCUUAAUUUUAAAUGAAGGCAUCAACAGGACCCUUGGAUAAAUGGUCGAAAAGCCCAUGUUAUUUGAUGUGUUAAAAAGUGCGACUAUGAGUCUAACCUUUACAAAAUCUGAGACAAAAUAAUAGAUGGCGUUUCGACGUCAUACUUGGAAAAGUGUGUCGCGUUUGAGAUAAUGGCACAUGAUUAGAGAGAGCCAAUCAGAGGCGUCUGCUUCAGACGGAGGAAGUGAUAUAGAAAACAUCAAAACAUAACAUGACCAUUAUAGU